GCUUCGUUGGUUCGAAAAGCAGACUGUCACCAACUCAGCAUGAAGAGAGACCAGAUGAUGAAUCGACUACCAACGCAUUGAGCUUCUAGCGCUGGAGGAAGACCAGGCAAUGAACAUGUCCGCGGAAAGCUCAGGACUUUCAUCAAUUUCGCCGUUCCAGGAAUACGAAUCAGAGGCCAUCCAUGGCAACGAAAGGCCUGCAAAGAGACAGAAGGUCGCUGCAGCGUGCGAUCAAUGCAGGGAGAAAAAGAUCAAGUGCGAUGGACGGAAACCGUUGUGCCGACCUUGCGAGCGAAGAUACGGCGUAGCAGCUCAUUGUGAAUGGGGCUUGAGAAAGACGCGCAGUAUCGGCGCCUCCAAACUGGAGAUUAUGCGCCUGCAGUCCCGGAUCGAUGAAUUAGAAAGGUCGGGUCGACGGUCGAAUCGCCCAGAGAGCACCGACCAACCCUCGACGCCUCAAUCGACGUCAGAUCGAAACCAUGACAGCGGCGCAAAUGCAAUGAUGGGGCUGAUGGAAGAAGGCGAACCCGGUGAAGCGGGCGUGGUUGGCGACUCGAGCGCUGCGAGCUUCAUGAACCGCAUUAAAGCCGCCCUGGAUCAGCAGCUGACUCCCGAUUCCGCCCAACAAGCAUACUCUACAGUGUCACCGGUGGCGACCGGAUCGCAUCGACAAAGACGGUUCAAAACCCCCGAUUAUGUCCUUCCUCCUAGACAACAGGCAGACCGCCUGCUGGAGGUAUAUUGGAGGAUCGUUGAUCCCCUGUAUCCUUUCGUUGACAAGGAUGAUUUCAUGGGCAAGUACCAGACUCUCUGGACUGGAAACCCGACAAUGGACGAUGAGGUCUGCUUCAUAUGUCUUCUCAACGCCAUCUUCGCAAUUGCCUGCAUUUUGGACUCAUCUAUCCGCCCUCCGGAUCGCGUCAAUUCUGGUGAAGUCUUUUACAAACGCGCUUUGGUACAUUUUGACCUCGAGUUUCUGCAACACCGCUCCGUGCACACUGUUCAGUGCCUUCUUCUCCUCGCACAGUACCUCCAGAGCACCAGCGAGCCGCAGCAGUGCUGGCUCUUCGCGGGCCUGGCUACCAGGAUCGCUCAAAGCCUUGGGCUCGAUCUACCAGCCACCAGUGCCCGGCCUUCCAACGGCAAGCCCAAUGACUUCCUCCGUAAGGUCUGGCACGGCUGUGUUCUCAUGGACCGAACGCUGUCCAUGACCUUCGGGCGUCCCGGAAUCAUCACUCCCCAAGCUGCAGCUUCAGUGCCUAGGCCUCAUCCUCAUGCCGGCUCCAGCGAAUGCUCAUGCCAUAGAGACCUCUAUGUGUUCCAGCCGUCUUCUCCUGAUCUUCACUUCUUCAUCGAAUCUCUCCAGCUGUACGAAACCAUGAGCGAGACGCUGGUGGCGCUCUACAGCCCGACAUCAGCAGAGAUGACAGACCCGGAGGACAGCUACAUUCGCUAUUUUGGCGGCAGUCCAGGCGCAAAAGGGGCUGGAACUGUGCUGGAAAUGGACAGCAAAUACUGGAUCUGGAGACGACGUCUGCCAAUACACCUUCGAUAUUCCCCGCACUCGUCCGAGCCCACGAACAUGAUUCAUGCCCGCCAGGCCAAGGUGCUUUACCUCCGAUACUGCCAUAUUCGGACACUACUCUUCCGGCCGGUCCUAUCUCGCUUCUGCACGACGAGCCAGCACGACGAAGAACCCCUCAGCAGCGAGGAUACCCUCGCGCGCAAGCUCGCGCUGCAGUGUUCGGUUAUGUGCGUGCAAAGCGCGCUGAACACUGUCGACUUGUUCGGCAGGAUCCAUGCAGAAUGCCGCCUGGAGCUGCUCGACGAUCUACUGCCCGCAUGGUGGUACAGUAUCUUCUACCUGUACACCGCGGCAACGGUCCUUGUCGCCGCUAGGCUCAAUCCAAUCGUCGAAGCCGAAGUGGGCGGCGAGGAGGUGAUCAUAAGCGCUGCUCGUACGGCGACGGCCGCACUUCAGAGGUAUGGCAGCUUCGGCAAACACGCCAAACGGUGCGCCGCAGCCAUUGCGUUGCUGUUCGAUCAGCUCCCUCCACGCCACAACGGAGCUCAGGCCCAGACACAGAAUCAGCCCAGGGCGACGGCCGUGGAGCAGACACAGCGCGGCGGUAACAACCAUGAUGGUAAUGUGCGACGGCCAAGUCUCCCACCGAAUGCCGACGGUGGUGAUACCUACCCCUCUACCAUCAACGGCAGCUCCGGGGCUUGGACGAAUUCCAGUCACCAUCAAACCAAUAGAAGCAGUACAACAACAACUACCGCCGGUCCCGCUGGUCCUCUUGCCGGUAGCAUCGUCAGCAGCGUCAACCUCAACACAAACGCCAACGCCUCCGCACCUCACGGCACCUGCGCACCAACGCUAUCGAGCAGCUCCGCCACAGACCACGGCAAAGGACCCGCGCUGGGUCCAAUGUCAACGUCCGCGCCGCCGCCGCCGCCGCCGCCGCCGCCAGCGUCGGUGCCGUUCAUGCUUAGCAGCGGCGGUUCCAGUGGCAGCGGUCUGUUCGGGACCGCCGCUGCCGUCGCGGACCUGUCCUCGUCAGCCAACUUCAAUCUCGACUUUGACCUCAACCUCGAUCUGGGCGGCGACAUGUCCUGGCUGAGCAGCAUUCCGUUCGACCUGUAUGGCGAGCUGUAAUGGCUGUGAUAGCGGUGAGUGUAAUAUACGAUCGCGAUCAUGACCAUGCCAUGUCAUCACUGGGUAUGGCCGGCAGGCAGAAAAGGAAGCCAUGAUGAAUUGGAAGAUGGGGACUGGCCAGUGCAAGCACUAGCCAAAACCCUCGUUCUCUCUAGUGAGGCUUGGACGGCACCGAACUUAAGCAAUAGUGAGGGAUCGUGGAUAGUGAUAUGAUUCUGGCAUGAUUCAUGUAUGGCCAUUUCCCUCUUCUUUCUCCUUGGAAAGAUCCAC
Molecule: messenger RNA, 2929 nt
Organism: Cladophialophora immunda
Lineage: Eukaryota; Fungi; Ascomycota; Eurotiomycetes; Chaetothyriales; Herpotrichiellaceae
Exons: 1
Coding region: 110-2659 (849 amino acids)
Biological process (GO): DNA-templated transcription; positive regulation of transcription from RNA polymerase II promoter by galactose
Cellular component (GO): nucleus
Molecular function (GO): RNA polymerase II cis-regulatory region sequence-specific DNA binding; DNA-binding transcription factor activity, RNA polymerase II-specific; zinc ion binding
Source: RefSeq, a predicted model, not a curated record